CUACAUCACACCCGUACUCAUCUAAGUCUCUUGCAACACUCAGAUUGGUUCUCGUCUGGCUAUCGCACGAAGAUCCCGUUAGUUCUCUCGAAUCAUGUCUCCAGUCCAAGCAAAAGCUGCCGAUCAUCGAGGGGGAUUUAAGAAAGCAUGGCUCGUUCUCCUCUUCUUGGUCUUUCUGACCCUGCUACACGUUUCGUCUACGAACGCUGUCGCUGCUGCAGAUACAACCGAAGCGGCAGCAGCGCAUGAUGUACAAUCGCAAGUAGAUGCUACGAGCAGCGACGUUGACACCGCGGAACUCGACGAAGAUGAGAAAUUUUUCCGCCACCAUCAUCACCCCCACUGGCCCUUCGAAACUGAGGAAGAGAAGGAGAAGAAGCACCACGGACACAAGGGCAAGGGGAAGAAGCACGACGGGCAUAAGGGCAAGGGAAAGGGCAAGGGAGGUGGCCGCAAGGGGGGUGGCCACAAGGGGAAGAAGCAUCUUUAAAUCAAUGGCGACCGCAAUGCUCGUCGACAAUAAUGUAUCCUUGCUGUUGCCGUGGGUUUUGAUCAAAUCCGGACACUGUCGGCUCUAGAGGAUAGGCUGAGGCCAUGCAUUAGUGAGAGUAGAAUCUUGACAAAAGCAUGUACAAUCUAUUCGGUCAAUCGACGAAUACGUGCGCGUGCAUUCAAUUCAUAAUAAUUCCAGGAUGGAAUCAAACUAUGCACUCGUGUACUUGACUCGACCUGUCUGC
Messenger RNA from Marchantia polymorpha subsp. ruderalis, 737 nucleotides. The record is from the annotation of a GenBank genome assembly. Lineage: Eukaryota; Viridiplantae; Streptophyta; Marchantiopsida; Marchantiales; Marchantiaceae.